UACAAGGACAUGUCAUUGGAAUUGAUUUAGGCACAACUAAUAGUUGUGUGGCUAUUAUGGAAGGAAAAACACCACGUGUAAUUGAAAAUGCUGAAGGUGGUCGAACUACUCCGUCAGUAGUUGCUUUUACUAAAGAAGGUGAAUUACUAGUCGGAUUACCUGCUAAACGUCAGGAUUCUGAAGUACAAAAAGACAUUGGUCAUGUUCCAUAUAAAAUUGUUGAACAUUCAAAUGGUGACGCGUGGUUAGAAUCUCGAGGUAAAAGGUAUAGUCCUGCUCAGAUUGGUGGGUUCACCGUUGGUAAAAUGAAGGAAACAGCAGUCAUUACUGUACCAGCUUAUUUUAAUGACUCUCAACGUCAAGCCACAAAAGAUGCGGGUCAAAUCGCAGGUUUAAACGUACUCCGUGUUAUAAAUGAACCAACAGCUGCUGCGCUCGCUUACGGACUUGAUAAAUCUGGAAAUAAUAUUAUUGCUGUUUAUGAUUUGGGUGGUGGUACUUUUGAUAUUAGUAUUUUGGAGAUUCAUAAAGGAGUUUUCGAAGUCAAGUCAACCAACGGGAACACUCACUUGGGUGGUGAAGAUUUUGAUAGCAAAUUGGUUAAACAUAUAGUUGAUUCAUUCAAAAAAGAGGAAGGUGUUGAUUUAUCAGGUGAUCGCAUGGCAAUUCAACGUAUUCGCGAAGCAGCAGAGAAAGCUAAAAUUGAAUUAUCAUCAACACUUCAAACAGAUAUCAAUCUUCCAUUUAUUACCGCUACCAACACUGGCCCCAAACACAUCAGUAUGAAAUUGACUCGCGCGACUUUCGAAUCUUUGACGAAGGAUCUCAUUGAGAUGACUAUUCUACCUUGCAAACAGGCUCUCAAAGAUGCUGGCGUAGAAACAAGGGAAAUCAAUGAAGUAAUAUUAGUUGGUGGUAUGACGCGUGCGCCUAAAGUUAUAGAAGUGGUGAAAGCAUCGUUUAACCGCGAACCUACAAAGAGUGUAAAUCCUGAUGAAGCAGUAGCAAUCGGUGCUGCAGUUCAAGGUGGUGUACUUGCUGGUGAAGUUACUGAUAUAUUGUUAUUAGACGUUACUCCGUUAUCUCUGGGAAUCGAGACUCUUGGAGGCGUAUUUUCACGACUAAUCCAUCGAAAUACUACGAUCCCAACAAAGAAAUCACAAGUUUUCUCAACGGCUGCGGAUGGUCAGACAAAGGUUGAGAUUAAGGUAUACCAAGGUGAAAGGGAAUUAGUUAGUGGUAACAAGUUACUUGGCAACUUCCAAUUGGAUGGAAUUCCACCCUUGCCUAAAGGUGUUCCUCAAAUUGAAGUUACAUUUGAUAUCGAUGCCGAUGGUAUUGUAAAUGUUAGUGCGCAAGACAAGGCAACCGGAAAGGAUCAAUCCAUCACUAUUACUGCACAAUCUGGUUUGAAUAAGGAUGAGAUUGAAAAUAUGAUUCAUGAAGCCGAACGUCAUGCUGAGGCAGAUCGUGAAAAGAAAGAAUCUAUCGAAGCACUUAACCGUGCUGACGCUGUGAUUAGUGAUAUAGAGAAGAGUAUGACUGAAUUUAAAGAUCAAUUAGAUGCAACAGAAGCAGAAAAUAUCAAAUCACAGAUCCAGUCAUUGCGUGAUUUGACGACUAAAGCGCAAAGUGGUGAAGAUGUUAAAGCAGAUGAGAUUAGUGCUAAGAUUUCGGAAUUACAAAAUAGUAGUCUGAAAUUGUUUGAAAUGGCUUAUAAGAAGGCAAGAUUUUUUGUUCGGAGUGCGGACAAUCCGCCACCAGACUCAUCAGACGAUAACAAAGGUGAUAAAGAAAACAAAGAAUAG
This is a messenger RNA of Racocetra fulgida, 1808 nucleotides long. NCBI's taxonomy places the organism in Eukaryota, Fungi, Glomeromycota, Glomeromycetes, Diversisporales, Gigasporaceae. The record is from the annotation of a GenBank genome assembly.